AGUAGUCUCUAAACAAUGUUGGGAUUGGAUUUCAACCGUGACAAGAGGGGGAGAGAGAGCUAUCGAAGGAUUGAGAGAGGAGAAGCGGAGGUUUCAGAAACCCUAAGCGCCUUAAGCUUCACUGGAAAUCGCAACCGUCAUCCUCCUACAGCCAUGGAUGCUAUAAGGAAACAGUUGGAUGUGCUGAUGGGAGCGAAUCGAAACGGAGAUGUAAGGGAGGUGGAUCGGAAUUACUUCGACCGUGAUGUCUGCCGUCUCUACCUCUCCGGCCUAUGUCCUCACGACCUAUUUCAACUCACCAAAAUGGAUAUGGGACCAUGCCCAAAGCUGCAUUCAUUGGAGUUGAGGAAAGAAUACGAGGAAGCAAAAUCAAAGGGUGUUGAUAACUAUGAUAGAGACCUGGAGGAUGUUAUCGACAGGCUGAUUGUUGAGUGUGAUAGGAAAAUAACCCGAUCCCUCAAACGGCUAGAUGAAGAGGAUGCCAAAGCUGCCAUAGCCAUAUCAGUUUCUGAAGUUACUCAACACACAGAAGAGGUUCUUGAACUGUCAAAGCAGAUUAAGCAAAAGUUGAAAGAAGUUGAUCAAUAUGAUCUUGAAGGCAAGACAGAUAUGAAAAUCCGUGUUCUUGAAGAGGUUGAAGAACUCAGAACCAAGAGAGCUGACAAACAGGCAAUGCUUCUUUUGGAUGCCUUUAACAAAGAUCGAGCAUCUCUACCUCAGCCACUUCAAAACCCUCCACAAUUAGCACCCUUGCCUGCUGCUGCUGCAGAUCCUCGCAUACAGGAAAUGAUAAAUGAGAAACUAAAGAAAGCAGAAGAUCUUGGUGAGCAAGGGAUGGUUGAUGAGGCACAGAAGGCACUAGAAGAGGCUGAAGCUCUUAAGAAGCUGCCAGCACGGCCAGAACCAGUUCUUGAUUCCUCGAAGUACACUGCUGCUGAUGUGCGCAUUACUGAUCAGAAGCUGCGUGUUUGUGACAUUUGUGGAGCAUUUUUAAGUGUUUAUGACAGUGAUCGUCGUUUAGCUGACCAUUUCGGAGGAAAGCUCCACUUAGGUUAUAUGCAAAUCCGAGAGAAGCUGGCUGACCUUCAGGAAGAGAGAAACAAAAAACGAAAAGCCCAUGAAGAAGUGAGAAGAUCUAAAGAACGAAGUAGCCGGGACCGUGAAAGGGAACCAAGCAGGGAUCGAGGUGAAAGCCGUGAACAAGGGAGGGAUUAUGAUCGUAAGAACAGAGAGCGUGAUAGGCACUAUGACCGAGAUCGCAGCUACGAUAGGGAGCAUGAUAGGGAGAGGGAGCACUCUCGCAACUAUGAUUCUAGGAGUCGGCGCAGAUCACGGUCAAGAUCCAUAGAACGCUCAAGGAAUUACAAUCGCCACAGGUUCUCCUUAUAUCCUACUGCUUUGCAUAUUUGGUUUUUCAAUGCACCGUGACUUGUCUGUGCCGGAUUGCCAAUGCGUAUGACUAUAUGAUUUGCCUUUGCUGCAACUUCGCUUGUGGGUUGCACUGCUAGAUUUCCUAUACUAUUAUUUUCUUAACUUCUAAAAGAUGCUUCUUAUCUUUGGGGUAGAAGGUUUAAUUGGAAUGUGUAUAAUUGCACAUUUGGGGAAAAUGCUACUUGCCCUAAAUCUUCUGUUGCACCAAAUUUUGUCCCAAGUGAUGUGGCUUGUUACAAGUCUCACAAUCAUUCAUAUUCAUCUGCUAUGUGAGAAUUGGCCAACACCACUAUGAGUUUAUUGGAUGAAGCUACAAGAUUUGGCCUAAAAGAUCUUAGGCAUGUGGCAUUACCUGUGAUUUGUGAUUUAAAUUGUUUCCUCGGGGAUUUAAUGUUUUCUUUGAACUAUCAAUCAUGUUUCCCAUAUAGAUGUCUUUGCAACCUGCACUUUCCAGUUUCCUGAA
Messenger RNA from Ipomoea triloba (trilobed morning glory), 1894 nucleotides. Its product is annotated as putative RNA-binding protein Luc7-like 2. Gene Ontology annotation, molecular function: mRNA binding. NCBI's taxonomy places the organism in Eukaryota, Viridiplantae, Streptophyta, Magnoliopsida, Solanales, Convolvulaceae. Gene Ontology annotation, biological process: mRNA splice site recognition. The transcript has 13 exons. The coding region runs from base 16 to 1428 and encodes 470 amino acids. The record is from RefSeq and is a predicted model, not a curated record. Gene Ontology annotation, cellular component: U1 snRNP; U2-type prespliceosome.